AGUUGCAAACGCACGCAUUGAAGAAGAGGUUGCUUUUUUCCGCGUCUUUUGCUAUGAGCAUCUUUCAAGAGCCAUCCAUAUCAGCACAAUAACGACAUCAGUCAUGCAGCAAAGGAGAGAUAAUUAUUCUGGAAUGGCGGACGAGGUUGAGGUGCUGCAGACGAAAGUCGAUCGUGCCAUUGAACUUGGGUUACAACCCCCCGAUACAGACGAGAUAAGCCAGCUUUUAACGCUAAGAUUAACAUUAGACAACACAAAUGAGCAGCUUAAAAUGCUUGACUACCGCUGGCAAACCUACCUCGACAAGCAGUACGUUCAAUCACAACACUUAGACGAGUUUCUAGAGAGCUUAGUGCAAGUCCUACUGAAGAAGAAACCGGAACGACCGUUGGAGGAGCUUCUCAUCUAUCUUGAGAGCGAGAAGAAAUGA
Leptomonas pyrrhocoris is the source of this 430-nucleotide messenger RNA. RefSeq lists its product as hypothetical. The record is from RefSeq and is a predicted model, not a curated record. The transcript has a single exon. Bases 104 to 430 code for a protein of 108 amino acids. NCBI's taxonomy places the organism in Eukaryota, Euglenozoa, Kinetoplastea, Trypanosomatida, Trypanosomatidae.